Messenger RNA from Mustela erminea (ermine), 4765 nucleotides. It is a transcript of the gene COL1A1, whose product is annotated as collagen type I alpha 1 chain. Lineage: Eukaryota; Metazoa; Chordata; Mammalia; Carnivora; Mustelidae. The record is from RefSeq and is a predicted model, not a curated record. Gene Ontology annotation, molecular function: extracellular matrix structural constituent; protein binding. Gene Ontology annotation, cellular component: cytoplasm. Gene Ontology annotation, biological process: skeletal system development. The coding region runs from base 142 to 4524 and encodes 1460 amino acids. The transcript is spliced from 51 exons.
AGGGGCCCGGGCCAGUCGUCGGAGCAGACGGGAGUUUCUCCUCGGGGUCGGAGCAGGAGGCACGCAGAGUGUGAGGCCACGCAUGAGCGGACGCUAACCCCCACCCCAGCCGCAAAGAGUCUACAUGUCUAGGGUCUAGACAUGUUCAGCUUUGUGGACCUCCGGCUCCUGCUCCUCUUAGCGGCCACCGCCCUCCUGACGCACGGCCAAGAGGAGGGCCAAGAAGAAGACAUCCCACCAGUCACCUGCGUACAGAACGGCCUCAGGUACUACGACCGAGACGUAUGGAAACCCGAGGCCUGCCGGAUCUGUGUCUGCGACAACGGCAACGUGUUGUGCGAUGACGUGAUCUGCGACGAAACCAAGAACUGCCCCGGCGCCCAAGUCCCCCCGGGCGAGUGCUGCCCCGUCUGCCCCGAUGGCGAGGCGUCACCUACCGACCAAGAAACCGCAGGAGUCGAGGGACCCAAGGGAGACACUGGCCCCCGAGGUCCAAGGGGACCUGCCGGCCCCCCUGGCCGAGAUGGCAUCCCCGGACAGCCUGGACUUCCCGGACCCCCCGGACCUCCCGGACCCCCCGGGCCCCCUGGCCUCGGAGGAAACUUUGCUCCCCAGAUGUCUUAUGGCUAUGAUGAGAAAUCAACUGGAGGAAUCUCCGUGCCUGGCCCCAUGGGUCCUUCUGGUCCCCGUGGUCUCCCUGGCCCCCCUGGCGCACCUGGUCCCCAAGGUUUCCAAGGCCCCCCUGGUGAGCCUGGCGAGCCUGGAGCCUCAGGUCCCAUGGGUCCCCGCGGUCCCCCUGGUCCCCCUGGCAAGAACGGAGAUGAUGGUGAAGCUGGAAAGCCUGGUCGACCUGGUGAGCGUGGCCCUCCUGGACCUCAGGGUGCUCGGGGAUUGCCUGGAACAGCUGGCCUUCCUGGAAUGAAGGGACACAGAGGUUUCAGUGGUUUAGAUGGUGCCAAGGGAGAUGCUGGUCCUGCUGGUCCCAAGGGCGAGCCUGGUAGUCCUGGUGAAAAUGGAGCUCCUGGUCAGAUGGGCCCCCGUGGUCUGCCUGGUGAGAGAGGCCGCCCCGGAGCCCCCGGCCCUGCUGGUGCUCGUGGAAAUGAUGGUGCUACUGGGGCUGCUGGACCCCCCGGUCCCACCGGCCCCGCUGGUCCUCCUGGCUUCCCUGGUGCUGUUGGUGCUAAGGGUGAAGCUGGUCCCCAAGGAGCCCGAGGCUCUGAGGGUCCCCAGGGUGUGCGUGGUGAGCCCGGCCCCCCUGGGCCUGCUGGUGCUGCUGGUCCUGCUGGAAACCCUGGUGCUGACGGACAGCCUGGUGCUAAAGGUGCUAACGGCGCUCCUGGCAUUGCUGGUGCUCCCGGCUUCCCCGGCGCCCGAGGGCCCUCUGGACCCCAGGGCCCCAGCGGUCCUCCUGGUCCCAAGGGUAACAGCGGUGAACCUGGUGCUCCCGGCAACAAAGGAGACACUGGCGCCAAGGGAGAGCCCGGACCCACUGGUAUUCAAGGACCCCCUGGCCCCGCUGGGGAAGAAGGAAAGCGAGGAGCCCGAGGUGAACCCGGACCCACUGGCCUGCCUGGACCCCCUGGCGAGCGUGGUGGACCUGGUAGCCGCGGUUUCCCCGGUGCAGAUGGUGUUGCUGGUCCCAAGGGUCCUGCUGGUGAACGUGGUUCCCCCGGCCCCGCUGGCCCCAAAGGUUCUCCUGGUGAAGCUGGUCGCCCUGGUGAAGCUGGUCUGCCCGGUGCCAAGGGUCUGACUGGAAGUCCUGGCAGCCCCGGUCCCGACGGCAAAACCGGCCCCCCUGGUCCUGCUGGUCAAGAUGGUCGCCCCGGACCCCCAGGCCCCCCUGGUGCCCGUGGUCAGGCUGGCGUGAUGGGCUUCCCUGGGCCUAAAGGUGCUGCUGGAGAGCCCGGCAAGGCUGGAGAGCGAGGCGUGCCUGGUCCCCCCGGUGCUGUUGGUCCUGCUGGCAAAGAUGGAGAAGCUGGAGCUCAGGGAGCCCCUGGCCCUGCCGGCCCCGCUGGCGAGAGAGGUGAACAAGGUCCCGCUGGCUCCCCCGGAUUCCAGGGUCUCCCUGGCCCCGCUGGUCCUCCUGGUGAAGCUGGCAAACCCGGCGAACAGGGUGUUCCUGGCGACCUUGGUGCCCCCGGCCCCUCUGGAGCAAGAGGCGAGAGAGGUUUCCCCGGUGAACGCGGAGUGCAAGGACCCCCCGGCCCCGCAGGUCCCCGGGGAGCCAAUGGUGCCCCUGGCAAUGACGGUGCUAAGGGUGAUGCUGGUGCCCCUGGAGCCCCAGGUAGCCAGGGCGCUCCUGGCCUUCAGGGAAUGCCUGGUGAACGAGGUGCAGCUGGUCUUCCUGGUCCUAAGGGUGACAGAGGUGAUGCUGGUCCCAAAGGUGCUGACGGUUCUCCCGGCAAAGAUGGUGUCCGUGGUCUGACUGGCCCCAUUGGUCCUCCUGGCCCCGCUGGUGCUCCUGGCGACAAGGGUGAAGCAGGUCCUAGCGGCCCUGCUGGUCCCACUGGAGCUCGUGGCGCCCCCGGAGACCGCGGUGAGCCUGGUCCCCCUGGCCCUGCUGGCUUCGCUGGCCCCCCUGGUGCUGAUGGCCAACCCGGUGCUAAAGGCGAACCCGGUGAUGCUGGUGCUAAAGGCGACGCAGGUCCCCCAGGCCCCGCUGGCCCCACUGGCCCCCCCGGCCCCAUUGGUAACGUUGGUGCUCCUGGACCCAAAGGUGCUCGCGGCAGUGCUGGUCCCCCUGGUGCUACCGGUUUCCCUGGUGCUGCUGGCCGAGUCGGUCCCCCCGGCCCCUCUGGAAAUGCUGGACCCCCUGGCCCUCCCGGCCCCGCUGGCAAAGAAGGCGGCAAAGGUCCCCGUGGUGAGACUGGCCCCGCUGGACGUCCCGGUGAAGUCGGACCCCCCGGUCCCCCCGGCCCCGCUGGCGAGAAAGGAUCCCCUGGUGCCGACGGACCAGCUGGUGCUCCCGGCACUCCCGGACCUCAAGGCAUCGCUGGACAACGUGGUGUGGUCGGCCUGCCCGGUCAGCGAGGAGAGAGAGGCUUCCCUGGUCUCCCCGGACCCUCUGGUGAACCUGGCAAACAAGGUCCUUCUGGAGCCAGUGGUGAGCGUGGCCCCCCUGGUCCCAUGGGCCCCCCUGGAUUGGCUGGACCCCCUGGCGAGUCUGGACGCGAGGGAUCUCCUGGUGCUGAAGGCUCCCCUGGACGAGAUGGUUCUCCCGGCCCCAAGGGUGACCGUGGUGAGACCGGCCCUGCUGGACCCCCCGGUGCUCCCGGUGCUCCUGGUGCCCCCGGCCCCGUCGGCCCUGCUGGCAAGAGCGGCGACCGUGGUGAGACUGGUCCUGCUGGUCCUGCUGGUCCCAUCGGCCCUGUUGGAGCUCGUGGUCCCACUGGACCCCAAGGUCCCCGUGGUGACAAGGGUGAGACAGGCGAACAGGGUGACAGAGGCAUAAAGGGUCACCGUGGCUUCUCUGGUCUCCAGGGUCCUCCUGGUCCUCCCGGCUCUCCUGGUGAACAAGGUCCUUCUGGAGCUUCUGGUCCUGCUGGUCCCCGAGGUCCCCCUGGCUCUGCCGGCUCUCCUGGCAAAGACGGACUCAACGGUCUCCCAGGCCCCAUCGGCCCCCCUGGUCCUCGCGGUCGCACUGGUGAUGCUGGUCCUGUUGGUCCCCCCGGCCCUCCUGGACCUCCUGGUCCCCCUGGUCCUCCCAGCGGCGGUUUCGACUUCAGCUUCCUGCCCCAGCCACCUCAAGAGAAGGCUCACGAUGGCGGCCGCUACUACCGGGCCGAUGACGCCAAUGUGGUCCGGGACCGUGACCUCGAGGUGGACACCACCCUCAAGAGCCUGAGCCAGCAGAUCGAAAACAUCCGGAGCCCUGAAGGAAGCCGCAAGAACCCAGCCCGCACCUGCCGUGACCUCAAGAUGUGCCACUCUGACUGGAAGAGCGGAGAAUACUGGAUUGACCCCAACCAAGGAUGCAACCUCGAUGCCAUCAAGGUCUUCUGCAACAUGGAGACAGGUGAGACCUGCGUGUACCCCACUCAGCCCCAGGUGGCCCAGAAGAACUGGUACAUCAGCAAGAACCCCAAGGAAAAGAGGCACGUCUGGUACGGCGAGAGCAUGACCGACGGAUUCCAGUUCGAGUAUGGUGGCCAGGGCUCCGAUCCUGCCGAUGUGGCCAUCCAGCUGACGUUCCUGCGCCUGAUGUCCACCGAGGCUUCCCAGAACAUCACCUACCACUGCAAGAACAGCGUGGCCUACAUGGACCAGCAGACCGGCAACCUCAAGAAGGCCCUGCUCCUCCAGGGCUCCAACGAGAUCGAGAUCCGGGCCGAGGGCAACAGCCGCUUCACCUACAGCGUCACCUACGACGGUUGCACGAGUCACACCGGAGCCUGGGGCAAGACAGUGAUCGAAUACAAAACCACCAAGACCUCCCGCUUGCCCAUCAUCGAUGUGGCACCAUUGGACGUUGGCGCCCCAGACCAGGAAUUCGGCAUGGAUAUUGGCCCUGUCUGCUUCCUGUAAACUCGCUCCCACUCAACCUGGCUCCCUCCCACCCAACCCACUCACCCCUGACCCUGGAAACAGACAAACAACCCAAACUGAACCCCCCAAAAAGCCAAAAAACGGGAGACAAUUUCACAUGGACUUUGGAAAAUAUUUUUUUCCUUUGCAUUCAUCUCUCAAACUUAGUUUUUAUCUUUGACCAACUGAACAUGACCAAAAACCAAAAGCACAUUCAACCUUAACCAAAAAAAAAAAAAAA